This is a messenger RNA of Funneliformis caledonium, 1473 nucleotides long. Lineage: Eukaryota; Fungi; Glomeromycota; Glomeromycetes; Glomerales; Glomeraceae. The record is from the annotation of a GenBank genome assembly.
AUGAUUCCGUUGCCUUCGCACCAAAACUUUAUCCAACAAAUAAGUCAAAUACGUCGAAAUAAUGUUAAUUAUGAUGUUAUCUUUAUCGUAAACCGGAAACCUAAUACCAAACAAAUGAUCGGCCAUUCUCUCAUUUUGAAAGUUAGAAGUUCUUAUUUUCAAAAAGAAUUUCAACGUAUUGACGAAUGUAACAAACUUGAUACGACAAAUUGUUAUCAACUUAAAUUUCCAGAAUAUACCUUUGAGUUAUUUGACAUCAUUCUAGAGUUUAUCUACGGUAACGAAAUCGAUAUUUCGACCAAGGAUCCGGAAUUCAUUCUAAACUUAAUGAAAGCUGCCAACCGUUUCGAGCUGACGAGUAUGUUUGAGUAUCUUCAAACUUACAUUAUCGAAUCUCAGUCCGGUUGGAUCAACGAAAACAUUUUCAAAUUAAUUCCUGUGGUAUUUGAUAACGAAGAUUUUCCACAACUGCGGACAUCAAUUAUCCGUUUGAUCUGUAAAGAUACGAAAUGGUUUAUCAGCUUUGAUCAAUUUAAUGAGUUGUCUGAAGAAUUCUUGACCAAAUUCUUACAAAUAGAUGAUUUAUCAAUCGAAGAAUUUCAUGUUUGGAAUGCUGUGCUUGAUUGGAUACUUUCAAAGAAUGUGAAUCUCUGUCAAAAGAAAAAAGUAACUCAAUGGUCGGAUCAAGAGGUGAAUUAUUGCAAGGUAUCAUUAAAACCUUUUGUACCGUUUAUCCGGUUCUUUCAAAUAUCUAGUUUUAAAUAUUGGGAUUACAUUCAUGAGUUUGAUAAAGUUUUACCAGAAGGGCUCGUGGAAGAAAUGCUAGAAUAUUAUUUAAAAGGUUCCCUACCAACCCACUUUCCUUUGUUGCCAUUAAGAAACGUUCGAAAGAUCGAUUCGGACUUUAUUUCGUCAAGGCAAGCUGAAAUCAUUUCACUUUGGAUCGAAAUUUCACCGAGAUAUUCUCCAGAUGAUAGCGACGAAAAUUCGACGAUGGACACAGGGGAACAUCCACUUUUAAUUUCUUCAACCGUCGAUUUUUUCCCGACAAAUACUUCAAGUGAUUGUAAUAAUUCAUCUAAUAGUGAACCUGUUGAUUUUUCUCCAAUAGCGACUUCAAGCGAUGGUAAUGUCGCAACUGCACCUAAUGAUAAAGCUAUCAUUACUUUAUUCGAACAAACUGAUGCUUUCUUGUUUUCGUUCAACAAGGGUGAUCGGAAUAAUAUGGGAAGGAUUAGUUCAUUAUGUGUGUGGGAAUUUAUUCAUAAUUGUAGAGAGUGCGGUCCAUGUUUUGGUACAACGGACCUAUGGAUUACUCCUAAGGUUGCUCAUUCAACGAGGUUUAAUAUUCCUUAUCAAUGUUUAGAGAAUUUUGGAUAUCAUCGACAAGAUUCAUACGAGAUCAAUUUAAGGGACGAACCGGGUGGUUUUCAAUUCGUAGAUUACGAGGUUUUUCAGGUGGUUCGUGUUUAA